Platichthys flesus (European flounder) is the source of this 14119-nucleotide messenger RNA. RefSeq names its product mucin-2-like. Gene Ontology annotation, cellular component: extracellular matrix. Bases 81 to 13235 code for a protein of 4384 amino acids. The transcript has 42 exons. The record is from RefSeq and is a predicted model, not a curated record. NCBI's taxonomy places the organism in Eukaryota, Metazoa, Chordata, Actinopteri, Pleuronectiformes, Pleuronectidae. Gene Ontology annotation, molecular function: protein binding.
UGAGGGCAGCCAGGGAGCAGCUGCAAUGGGUGGCACUAUGGGUCGCCGUCUGCUUUGGACUGUCUGCAGCCAACUCUGGCAUGGGUCAGACAGAAGCUAAAAUGCCAGUAGUCCCAGAGGUGAGAUCCUUCCACGAUGACGGCGUCUGCAGCACAUGGGGAAACUACCACUUCAAAACUUUCGAUGGAGAUUUCUUCCAGCUCCCUUUCACCUGCAACUACGUCCUUGCGUCCGAGUGCGAAGGCAGUUUUGAAGAUUUCAAUGUUCAGCUCCAGCGAAAGGUGACGAAUGGGGUUGUCUCCAUUAAGAGGGUCAUUAUGAAACUGGAUGGGGUUGAAGUGGAAUUAGCCGACACUUCCAUCAAAGUCAACAAACUACCUGUGUCUAUACCUUUCACUCAACCUGGCAUUUCAAUUGAAAGAACCGUUUCAUAUGUCAAACUCGAGGCAAAGCUGGGUUUGGUCCUCAUGUGGAAUCAAGAUGACGUCCUCUGGAUUGAGCUGGAUCCAAGAUACAGGAAUCAGACAUGUGGCCUGUGUGGUAACUUCAAUGGAGUCCAGGUUGAUGACAAGUCCAUCACAAUAGGGGAUUCUUCUGAAGAGUACGGGGAGGAAUGGGAAAAGAAUGAUCCCACUGAUAAGUGUGAAAAAAUCCCCUCUUCUGUUAUGCCGACCUGUGAAAAGCAGACGGACCUCUGUGAAAACCUGCUGACAGGAACUGCCUUCCACAGCUGUCAAAACCUGGUCGAUACCCAUUCCUUUAUCAGAGCGUGUGUGAUGGACCUGUGCAGCUGUAACAGCAACAGUAGCUCCUGUAUGUGUUCCACCAUCUCAGAGUUCUCCCGUCAGUGCGCUCACGCAGGUGGAAUACCUCAGCAAUGGAAGACCACUCAGCUCUGUGCAAAAACGUGUCCGUUCAACAUGGAGUACAGAGAAUGUGGGAGUCCCUGCACUGACACCUGCAGCGACUCUCAGAGAAGCCAAACGUGCGACGAUCACUGCACCGAUGGAUGCUUCUGUCCAAAUGGGACCAUCUUUGAUGACAUCACACAAAGUGGGUGUGUUCCCUUUGACCAGUGCUCCUGUUUGCACAAUGGCAAGCCGUACGGUCCAGGGAAAUCCUACUCGAGGCCAUGUGGUGAAUGCACCUGCACCAGGGGUGAGUGGAGCUGUCAGGACAAAGACUGUCCCGGUAUCUGCUCCAUACUGGGAGGCUCUCACAUCUCCACCUAUGAUGACAAUACGUACACAUUCCAUGGAGAAUGCUCUUACGUUUUCUCCAAAGAAACUAACGGGACUUUCAGAGUCCUCGGUAAUAUGGCCAGAUGUGAUGUGAAGUCUGAUAAAUCAACUUGCCUGACUGCGGUCACGGUACAUCUGGCAAAACAAAAGCAGAAGAUUAAAGUUAAAGCCGACGGACAGGUCUCAUAUAACAAGCAGAUCUCUCAACUGCCUCUUUUCACCGACGAUGUAACAGUCUUCAGUCCAUCAACAUUCUUUAUUGUGGUCCACACCACCUACGGGCUCGAUGUUGAGAUUCAGCUCACGCCGGUUAUGCAGGUCUACAUCAAAGCCAGCGUGUCCAACAAGGGAAAACUUAAAGGUCUUUGCGGAGAUUUUAAUGACAAUCAAGCUGACGACUUCAGAACCCCAAGCGGACUGACCGAGGGAACGUGUAGGACAUUCGCCAACACAUGGAAGACCAAAGCCGGCUGCCCUGAUGCUACAACCACGUCCGAGCAUCCCUGUAGCUUUAACAUGGGCAAGGAGAGAUAUGCCAAACAAUGGUGUUCCCUGCUGUCAAAGCAAGGAGGGAUUUUUGCCAAAUGCCAUUCUGACAUAAACCCAGACAUCUAUGAAGAGUCUUGUAUCUACGAUACAUGCGCCUGUAAAGACAGUGAGGAAUGCAUGUGUGCUGCCCUGUCUUCCUAUGUGCAAGCAUGCGCUGUUGCAGGUGUCUCACUGGACGGAUGGAGGACCACUGCAUGCAAUAAGUACACAAGUGGCUGCCCCUCUACUUUCGUGUAUGCCUACCAGAUGAAUAGCUGCGGACGCACCUGUCGCUCUCUCAGUCAGUCAGACUUAACAUGUGAGGUUGAGUUUACUCCUCUUGAUGGCUGCGGCUGUGCUGAAGGAAAGUACCUCAAUGAGAUGAGGGAGUGUGUGUCGGCCUCAAAAUGCUCCUGUCAGGUGGGGGACACAAUGUUGAGGCCCCAGCAGGACAUUACAGUCAAUGGAGAGACUUGCUCCUGCCACCAGGGAAAACUGAGCUGUACAGGAAGUCCAAAACAUGAAUAUUGCACCAAUCCAAUGGUUUUCUUCAACUGCUCCACUGCAAACCAAGGUGAAAAGGGAACUGAGUGCCAGAGAAGCUGCCAGAAUCUGGAAACAGACUGUGUCAGUCUACAGUGUAUCUCAGGCUGCGUGUGUCCUGCUGGUCUGCUUUCUGACGGCAAAGGAGCCUGUGUACAGGAGGAGGACUGUCCCUGUUCCUAUAACGGACAGUACUACAGUUCUGGACAGACUGUCACUGUAGACUGCAAUACCUGCACUUGCAGAAGCAGAAAAUGGAAUUGCACAACUCAUGAAUGUGCUGGGACAUGUUCCAUGUAUGGAGAAGGGCAUUACAUGACGUUUGAUGAAAGGAGAUUCUCUUUUAAUGGGGAAUGUGGUUAUGUCUUCACCCAGGAUUACUGUGGGGACGAUAGGAAUGGCACCUUCAGGGUCCUGACUGAGAGCAUCCCAUGUGGAACAUCUGAAAACAUCUGCUCUACUAAAAUCAGGCUCUACUUAGGGAACAAAGAAAUUAUUCUAACAGAAGAAAAUGUCCAAGUUGUCAAACAAAGCCAAGGGCUGGACAUACCCUAUCACAUCAACACUAUGGGUCUUUAUCUUGUCAUUGAGGCGAAGAAUGGUCUUGUUCUCAUGUGGAAUAAGAAGACAAUAUUGAUGAUCAAACUCAGCUCAGCAUUUAAGGGCCAAGUCUGUGGUCUGUGUGGAAAUUACGAUGGGAAUACCAAGAACGAUUUCACCACCAGAAACAAAGAAAUUGUGGUCAAUGACCUUGAGUUUGGAAACAGCUGGAAAUUGUCGCCUUCCUGCUCCAAUGCAAAUAUAUCAACAAAUCCCUGCAGUCUGUACUCACACAGGCAGGCAUGGGCAUUAAAACACUGCAACAUAAUCCACAGUGAAGUCUUUGCUGUCUGCCGUGAAAAGGUGGAUCCCAAAAUCUACCAUGAUGCCUGUGUGAGAGACACAUGUGCCUGCAACACAGGAGGAGACUGUGAGUGUUUCUGCUCGGCUGUGGCAGCCUACGCAGCCGCCUGCAAUAAGGCUGGAGCCUGCGUGAGGUGGAGAACUCCCACAAUCUGCCCUCUUUUCUGUGAUUUUUACAACGCUGAUGGGGAGUGUGAGUGGCACUACAGCCCAUGUGGAAAACCUUGUAUGAAGACAUGCAGGAACCCCUCAGGGAAAUGUUACAACCACAUUCCAGCAUUAGAAGGCUGCUAUCCGAAUUGCCCACUUGAACAACCUUAUUUGGAGGAAACUACCAUGAAGUGUGUGCCACAGGAGGAAUGCGGCUGCUACGAUGAUGAAGAGAAGCAUUAUGAAGAAGGGCAGGACAUGCCUACAAAAACAAACUGUCAACGCUGCAAUUGUUUUUCAACAAAGAGGAAGUGCAGAUAUGAUGUCCACUCUUGCAGAUGCUUAUAUGAAGGCAAAGAAUACAAGUUUGGAGAUAAGAUAUACGCCACAGAUGAUGGAGAUGGACACUGUAUGAAUGCUUCCUGUGGACAAGAAGGAAAUAUUACUAGAACAUUUGAAUAUUGCACAACAACCACCCAGACACCAACCUUUAAUUUUACCACAACAGUAAAACCCACAACCACUACAACCACAACCACAACCACAGAGAAACCCCCCACCACUACAACCACAAACACAGAGAAACCCACAACCCCUACAACCACAACAACAGAGAAACCCCCCACCACUUUAACCACAACCACAGAAAAACCCAUCACCACUACAACCACAGAGAAAACCCCAACCACUAUAACCACAACCACAGAGAGACCCACUUCCACUACAAGCACAACCACAGAGAAACACCCCACCACUACAACAAUAACCACAGAAAAAUCCACAACUACUGAAACACCCACAACAACCACCCCAACCACCACCGCUAAUUGCUUUGUUUGUAACUCGUCUGAUUGGAUCAACACGGGUUACCCUCAACAAACCCUAGAUGGUGGAGAUUAUGAAACUUUAGACAAUUUUACUUUUUGUAGGACACCUCUGGAGGUAAAAUGUAGAGCAAAACUCUACCCAGAUACACCUCUGAAGGAUUUAGAUCAAAAAGUAACAUGCAACUCAACAGUCGGACUCAUCUGUCAUAACAAAGACCAGGGUACACCUCCUCAUUGUCUGGACUAUGAAAUACAAGUCACGUGUUGUACUUACAUGUGUUCCACUACAACCUCUAUAACCACUACAACCACAACCACAAAGAAACCCCUCACCACUACAACAACAACCACAGAGAGACCCACUACCCCUACAACCACAACCACAGAAAAGCCCACCACCACUACAACCACAACCACAGAGAAACCCUCCACCACUACAACAACAACCACAGAGAUACCCACUACCACUACAACCACAACCAGAGAGAAACCCCCCACCACUACAACCAUAACCACAGAAAAAUCCACAACUACUGAAACACCCACAACAACCCCAAUUUCAAGCACAACCACCACAACCUCUUCAAACACUACCAUAGAGAAACCCCCCACCUUUCCAACAACAACCACAGAGAGACCCCCGACCACUACAACCACAACCAAAGAGAAACCCACUACCACUACAACCACAACCACAGAGCAACCCCCCACCACUACAACAAUAACCACAGAAAAAUCCACAAGGACUGAAACACCCACAACAACCCAAAUUUCAACCACAACCACCACAACCCCUUCAACAAAAAUCACAGAGAGACCCACUACCCCUACAACCACAACCACAGAAAAGCCCACCACCACUACAACCACAACCACAGAGAAACACCCCACCACUACAACAAUAACCACAGAAAAAUCCACAACGACUGAAACACCCACAACAACCACCCCAACCACCAGCGCUAAUUGCUUUGUUUGUAACUCGUCUGAUUGGAUCAACACGGGUUACCCUCAACAAACCCUAGAUGGUGGAGAUUAUGAAACUUUAGACAAUUUUACUUUUUGUAGGACACCUCUGGAGGUAAAAUGUAGGGCAAAACUCUACCCAGAUACACCUCUGAAUGAUUUAGAUCAAAAAGUAACAUGCAACUCAACAGUCGGACUCAUCUGUCAUAACAAAGACCAGGGUACACCUCCUCAUUGUCUGGACUAUGAAAUACAAGUCACGUGUUGUACUUAUAUGUGUUCCACUACAACCUCUAUAACCACUACAACCACAACCACAAAGAAACCCCUCACCACUACAACAACAACCACAGAGAGACCCACUACCCCUACAACCACAACCACAGAAAAGCCCACCACCACUACAACCACAACCACAGAGAAACCCUCCACCACUACAACCACAACCACAGAGAUACCCACUACCACUACAACCACAACCAGAGAGAAACCCCCCACCACUACAACCAUAACCACAGAAAAAUCCACAACUACUGAAACACCCACAACAACCCCAAUUUCAAGCACAACCACCACAACCUCUUCAACCACUACCACAGAGAAACCCCCCACCUUUCCAACAACAACCACAGAGAGACCCCCGACCACUACAACCACAACCACAGAGAAACCCACUACCACUACAACCACAACCACAGAGCAACCCCCCACCACUACAACAAUAACCACAGAAAAAUCCACAACGACUGAAACACCCACAACAACCCAAAUUUCAACCACAACCACCACAACCCCUUCAACAACAACCACAGAGAGACCCACUACCCCUACAACCACAACCACAGAAAAGCCCACCACCACUACAACCACAACCACAGAGAAACACCCCACCACUACAACAAUAACCACAGAAAAAUCCACAACGACUGAAACACCCACAACAACCACCCCAACCACCACCGCUAAUUGCUUUGUUUGUAACUCGUCUGAUUGGAUCAACACGGGUUACCCUCAACAAACCCUAGAUGGUGGAGAUUAUGAAACUUUAGACAAUUUUACUUUUUGUAGGACACCUCUGGAGGUAAAAUGUAGAGCAAAACUCUACCCAGAUACACCUCUGAAGGAUUUAGAUCAAAAAGUAACAUGCAACUCAACAGUCGGACUCAUCUGUCAUAACAAAGACCAGGGUACACCUCCUCAUUGUCUGGAUUAUGAAAUACAAGUCACGUGUUGUACGUACAUGUGUUCCACUACAACCUCUAUAAUCACUACAACCACAACCACAAAUAAACCCCUCACCACUACAACAACAACCACAGAGAGACCCACUACCCCUACAACCACAACCACAGAAAAGCCCACCACCACUACAACCACAACCACAAAUAAACCCCUCACCACUACAACAACAACCACAGAGAUACCCACUACCACUACAACCACAACCAGAGAGAAACCCCCCACCACUACAACCAUAACCACAGAAAAAUCCACAACUACUGAAACACCCACAACAACCCCAAUUUCAAGCACAACCACCACAACCUCUUCAACCACUAUCACAGAGAAACCCCCCACCUUUCCAACAACAACCACAGAGAGACCCCCGACCACUACAACCACAACCACAGAGAAACCCACUACCACUACAACCACAACCACAGAGCAACCCCCCACCACUACAACAAUAACCACAGAAAAAUCCACAACGACUGAAACACCCACAACAACCCAAAUUUCAACCACAACCACCACAACCCCUUCAACAACAACCACAGAGAGACCCACUACCCCUACAACCACAACCACAGAAAAGCCCACCACCACUACAACCACAACCACAGAAAAGCCCACCACCACUACAACCACAACCACAGAGAAACCCUCCACCACUACAACAACAACCACAGAGAUACCCACUACCACAGAGAAACCCCCCACCUUUCCAACAACAACCACAGAGAGACCCCCGACCACUACAACUACAACCACAGAGAAACCCACUACCACUACAACCACAACCACAGAGCAACCCCCCACCACUACAACAAUAACCACAGAAAAAUCCACAAUGACUGAAACACCCACAACAACCCAAAUUUCAACCACAACCACCACAACCCCUUCAACAACAACCACAGAGAGACCCACUACCCCUACAACCACAACCACAGAAAAGCCCACCACCACUACAACCACAACCACAGAGAAACACCCCACCACUACAACAAUAACCACAGAAAAAUCCACAACGACUGAAACACCCACAACAACCACCCCAACCACCACCGCUAAUUGCUUUGUUUGUAACUCGUCUGAUUGGAUCAACACGGGUUACCCUCAACAAACCCUAGAUGGUGGAGAUUAUGAAACUUUAGACAAUUUUACUUUUUGUAGGACACCUCUGGAGGUAAAAUGUAGAGCAAAACUCUACCCAGAUACACCUCUGAAGGAUUUAGAUCAAAAAGUAACAUGCAACUCAACAGUCGGACUCAUCUGUCAUAACAAAGACCAGGGUACACCUCCUCAUUGUCUGGAUUAUGAAAUACAAGUCACGUGUUGUACGUACAUGUGUUCCACUACAACCUCUAUAAUCACUACAACCACAACCACAAAUAAACCCCUCACCACUACAACAACAACCACAGAGAGACCCACUACCCCUACAACCACAACCACAGAAAAGCCCACCACCACUACAACCACAACCACAGAGAAACCCUCCACCACUACAACAACAACCACAGAGAUACCCACUACCACUACAACCACAACCAGAGAGAAACCCCCCACCACUACAACCAUAACCACAGAAAAAUCCACAACUACUGAAACACCCACAACAACCCCAAUUUCAAGCACAACCACCACAACCUCUUCAACCACUACCACAGAGAAACCCCCCACCUUUCCAACAACAACCACAGAGAGACCCCCGACCACUACAACCACAACCACAGAGAAACCCACUACCACUACAACCACAACCACAGAGCAACCCCCCACCACUACAACAAUAACCACAGAAAAAUCCACAACGACUGAAACACCCACAACAACCCAAAUUUCAACCACAACCACCACAACCCCUUCAACAACAACCACAGAGAGACCCACUACCCCUACAACCACAACCACAGAAAAGCCCACCACCACUACAACCACAACCACAGAGAAACACCCCACCACUACAACAAUAACCAUAGAAAAAUCCACAACGACUGAAACACCCACAACAACCACCCCAACCACCACCGCUAAUUGCUUUGUUUGUAACUCUUCUGAUUGGAUCAACACGGGUUACCCUCAACAAACCCUAGAUGGUGGAGAUUAUGAAACUUUAGACAAUUUUACUUUUUGUAGGACACCUCUGGAGGUAAAAUGUAGAGCAAAACUCUACCCAGAUACACCUCUGAAGGAUUUAGAUCAAAAAGUAACAUGCAACUCAACAGUCGGACUCAUCUGUCAUAACAAAGACCAGGGUACACCUCCUCAUUGUCUGGAUUAUGAAAUACAAGUCACGUGUUGUACGUACAUGUGUUCCACUACAACCUCUAUAACCACUACAACCACAACCACAAAUAAACCCCUCACCACUACAUCAACAACCACAGAGAGACCCACUACCCCUACAACCACAACCACAGAAAAGCCCACCACCACUACAACCACAACCACAGAGAAACACCCCACCACUACAACAACAACCACAGAGAUACCCACUACCACUACAACCACAACCAGAGAGAAACCCCCCACCACUACAACCAUAACCACAGAAAAAUCCACAACUACUGAAACACCCACAACAACCCCAAUUUCAAGCACAACCACCACAACCUCUUCAACCACUACCAUAGAGAAACCCCCCACCUUUCCAACAACAACCACAGAGAGACCCCCCACCACUACAACCACAACCACAGAGAAACCCACUACCACUACAACCACAACCACAGAGAAACCCCCCACCACUACAACAAUAACCACAGAAAAAUCCACAACGACUGAAACACCCACAACAACCCAAAUUUCAACCACAACCACCACAACCCCUUCAACAACAACCACAGAGAGACCCACUACCCCUACAACCACAACCACAGAAAAGCCCACCACCACUACAACCACAACCACAGAGAAACACCCCACCACUACAACAAUAACCACAGAAAAAUCCACAACGACUGAAACACCCACAACAACCACCCCAACCACCACCGCUAAUUGCUUUGUUUGUAACUCUUCUGAUUGGAUCAACACGGGUUACCCUCAACAAACCCUAGAUGGUGGAGAUUAUGAAACUUUAGACAAUUUUACUUUUUGUAGGACACCUCUGGAGGUAAAAUGUAGAGCAAAACUCUACCCAGAUACACCUCUGAAGGAUUUAGAUCAAAAAGUAACAUGCGACUCAACAGUCGGACUCAUCUGUCAUAACAAAGACCAGGGUACACCUCCUCAUUGUCUGGACUAUGAAAUACAAGUCACGUGUUGUACUUAUAUGUGUUCCACUACAACCUCUAUAACCACUACAACCACAACCACAACAACAGAGAGACCCCCCACUACUACAACCACAACCACAGAGAAACCCACUACCACUACAACCACAACCACAGAGCAACCCCCCAACACUACAACUAUAACCACAGAAAAAUCCACAACUACUGAAACACCCACAACAACCACAACCCCUUCAACCACUCCCACAGAGAAAUCCCCCACAACUACAACCACAACUACAGAAAAACCCACUACCACUACAACCACAACCACAGAGAAGCACCCCACCACUACAACCAUAACCACAGAGAAGCCCACUACCACUACAACCACAACCACAGAAGAACCCACAACCACAGAGAAACCCACUACCACUAAAACCAUAACCACUGAAAAACCAACAACCACAAAAAUAGCAACAAACAUGACUCCAGCCAGAGUUAAUUCAACCACAUCAUUCCUUGUAGUCACAAACUCAAAGGUUACAAGUGCAAUAUUAACAAAUUCCCAGGUUUUCCAUGAAUCGACAACAACCACAGAAAGACCCAGAAGUUCAACGACCACAACAACCAUAGAGUCAACAACAGUCACAGAAAAACCUACAACCACAACCACAGAGAAACCCACCACCACUACAACAACAACCACAGAGAAACCCCCCACCCCAACCACCACAACCACAGGGAAACCCCUCACCUCUACAACCACAACCACAGAGAAGCUCACUACCAAUACAACCAUAACCACCGAAAAAUCUACAACUACUGAAACACCCACAACAACCAAAAUUUCAACCACAACCACCACAACCCCUUCAACAACAACCACAGAGAGACCCACUACCCCUACAACCACAACCACAGAAAAUCCCACCACCACUACAACAACAACCACAGAGAUACCCACUACCACUACAACCACAACCAGAGAGAAACCCCCCACCACUACAACCAUAACCACAGAAAAAUCCACAACUACUGAAACACCCACAACAACCCCAAUUUCAAGCACAACCACCACAACCUCUUCAAACACUACCACAGAGAAACCCCCCACCUUUCCAACAACAACCACAGAGAGACCCCCCACCACUACAACCACAACCACAGAGAAACCCACUACCACUACAACCACAACCACAGAGAAACCCCCCACCACUACAACAAUAACCACAGAAAGAUCCACAACGACUGAAACACCCACAACAACCCAAAUUUCAACCACAACCACCACAACACCUUCAACAACAACCACAGAGAGACCCACUACCCCUACAACCACAACCACAGAAAAGCCCACCACCACUACAACCACAACCACAGAGAGACCCCCCACUACUACAACCACAACCACAGGGAAACCCACUACCACUACAACCACAACCACAGAGCAACCCCCCACCACUACAACUAUAACCACAGAAAAAUCCACAAUUACUGAAACACCCACAACAACCACAACCCCUUCAACCACUACCACAGAUAAAUACCCCACAACUACGACCACAACUACAGAAAAACCCACUACCACUACAACCACAACCACAGAGAAGCACCCCACCACUACAACCAUAACCACAGAGAAGCCCACUACCACAGAGAAACCCACAAGCAGAUCUACAACAUGCUUCUGCAACUACCAGAAUCAGACUUUCUCCCCAGGGAGCUUCAUGUACAAUAAAACUGAUGGUGCAGGCUGGUGUUACACUUCAUAUUGCAAUUCAACAUGCAACGUUGAGAAGCUUGUCAGACCAUGUCACUCCACCACUCCACAAGCACCGACCAGCACCACGUCAAGCUCUGGCACUACAACACCAACUGGCUCACCGAAAGUUACAGGAUCCACAGCGACGCCUUUCCAAGACUGCUCAUAUCUGGAGCCACCAAGAAAGCAUGGAGAGACGUGGAAGCAAGACAAAUGCACCACAGCAACAUGUUAUAAUGGUACAGUACGAUCAGAUCGUACAGUAACAUGUGAUUCAGUGACCAAGCCUGUCUGUGACAAUGGGUUCGAGCCACUCAAGGUCUAUGAUGAAACGGGCUGCUGUUAUCACUACGAAUGCAGAUGUGUCUGCAGUGGCUGGGGAGAUCCUCAUUAUAAGACUUUUGAUGGUCAAUAUUACAGCUUCCAGAAAAACUGCACAUACGUCCUGGUCAAAGAGAUCAUUCCCAGAUACGGUUUUAAGAUUAUUAUUGACAAUGAAAACUGUGACGCCUCAGGAACUGUGACCUGCACUAAAUCCUUGAGGGUGUAUUACAAAGAGUAUGACAUAAUUCUCACGCAGGAGAGGAAUCCCAAGUUCAUAAACAAGGUCUUCAUCAACGACCAGCGGGUUUUCCCAACCUACUCUAAUGAGGACCUCACUAUUAAAAGUACAGGGAUCAAGCUGGAAUUGACAAUCCCAGCAAUUGAAGCAUAUGUGAUGUUCAAAGGACUUUCAUACAGCGUUGAAUUGCCAUUUGCGCUGUUCCACAAUAACACAGAGGGACAAUGUGGUACCUGUGACAAUAACAAGACAAAUGACUGCAGUGUACUAAAGCCCACUAUUCAUACAUCGUGCCCUAAGAUGGCAGAACACUGGCGUGUAAACGAUACAACAAAGGAUUAUUGCAAGGGGCCAUCUAAUGAUACAACACCUCCACCUGAAGUUGAAUGCAAUCAUGAUAUCUGCAAGAUUUUGAACAGCACGUUGUUUGAGAAAUGCCACAAACUAGUCCCACCACAAUCCUUUUAUGAGGGCUGUAAAUUCGAUGUUUGCCAAAUGCCGAAUUCCAGCAUUGGUUGUUCCAGUCUGGAGACUUAUGCCACGAUGUGUGCCGAUGUUUCUGUCUGUGUAGACUGGAGGAAAGCUACGAAUGGACAGUGUGAUUAUACAUGUCCAGAAAAUAAAAUCUACAAGCCUUGUGGACCAACUGCUGUGCCAACAUGCAAUGCAAGGUACAAUGACAAGUAUAUAGAACAAUGCCCGGGACAAAAUCCUCCACACAACGAUAAAUUUGAUGGAUUCUUGGAGGGAUGCUUUUGUCCAGAGGGGACGACGCUGUUCAGUUCAAAAUCGGACGUUUGUGUCAACGCCUGUUGUACUGGACCUGAUGGCCAACCUAAACACCUUGGUGAGUCUUGGCAGGUUGGCUGUCAUCAGUGUGUGUGCACUGACGAGAUUGUUCAGUGUGAGCCGCGAGCUUGUCCCACUCAAGAACCGGUGACCUGUGCUGAGAAAGGUGCGGUGUUGGUGAACCGCACAGUGGACUGCUGUGAGAUUCUGACUUGUGAAACUCCUGGCCAGAGCUGUCAAAUGAACAGGACCUCCACCUACCUGAAGGCAAAGAAUUGCACGUCAGUUGAGCCGGUGGAAAUGACAGCCUGUGAAGGAUCCUGUGGAGCCUCCUCGUCCAUGUACUCCGCAGAGCUCGACAGCAUGACACAUGCAUGCUCAUGCUGUAAAGAAAUGGCCUCCAGCAAGAAGGAAGUGGAGAUGAUCUGCUUAGAUGGAAGCCGUCUGAAGCACUCCUACAUUUCAGUUGACAAGUGCGGCUGUCAAGUCGCAGAAUGUUCUAAAAACGGCAAAGAAUAGAGGAAAAUGUUUGAAACUGGAAACUAAUCUCACUCAAAUAUUUUUUAACUUGAUUUUGAAAAAUUCUACUUUAUUUACUUCGAGCUGUUCCAUCUUCAUGUUUCAUGUCUCCCAAGGAUGAUUCAAAUGUUUCCUACAUAUGUAGACACUUGUUUCUUUUAACCUUUAGAGUACCUGGAUUUGUUUAAAGUGAGGCUGGUGUUCUCUUUUAACUUUUUCCAAACAUCAUGGGAUGUUUUCUGUCUAAGAGGGUCUUUAUUUCAAUACCUUAAGAGAAACAAUUAGAUAUAGUGUAUACUGCAUAGUGUUUUGCAGUUUUUAAGUUUUUGGUGAAAGGUUUUUCAAACAUCUGAUCCCAUAUCGUUCUGUCAAAUAUGAAAAUCUUCAGUGCUAUUAAAACUACUAAUGGUCAUGCACUCUAUAUUUGUUCAGAUCUUGUUUAUUUCUCAUGAUUUGACUUGAUGUGGCUGAAUGACGCAUUGCUGGUAUCAAGAAAAGAUAUGUUUAGUUUUUCUAUGACAGUGCACCAUCAUGUAUAAUGAAGUCUAAGAACAUCUUCCCAUUCACUUGAAUAGGAAAGUGGUAUCAGGGUAUUGGACCCCAAUGCGUAACUCACACAUAUUUGAUUAUUAGAUAUGUAGAUAUAAACAGUCACUCAUAUUUAAUGUUGAAAAAUGCUCUAUCUCACAAUUUUUUUUGCAGAUCUAGAUUCACAAACCCCCAAACAAACAAUUGAACAGGGGUGAAAUAAUCAAAUCCUUGAUAAAAAUAAUAAUAGUCCCAACUAUAUAGCCUGUAUCACAGGAUUGGGAAAAAAAAUCAAUAGCUACUUUUUUCUUGUCCAACUUUUUCAUAUGUCAUAGUAAAUAAAUAAAAAUGUCUAC